CAUAUGUACAUACGUGGUGGCAGCACUAUCCCAGUAUUACUUCAAGGGUUAAUUUGCGUUGUACGACACGUAUUUUACCCAUGAACUGCGUAAAUCGUGUUUUCUAUCAUAAAUUGUCCGAAACUACACUAUUCAAAGAUUAUUUGCUGUAUUAUUAAAUAUAUAUUUGGAAUGAAAAUGAAGAUUCCAAAUAAUCGUUCAGGGAACGAUUAUGGAAACGAAACGGGAAUUAUCUCUUACAUGGAUAAUAAUUUUGAAUCUGAAAUCGAUGUACAAGGAACAGAGGAAAGUGAUUUUUCUGAAUAUCUUUGGAUGGAAAAUGAGGAAGAAUUUGAUAAAGAGGUGAUUCAACAAUUAAUGGAAGAGGAGUUAACAGAGGAAUGUUUGAAAGCAAUGUGGGAAGAUGAAAGACAGCAUGAACGAAAUACAAAUUCUAUUGCUUGGUCCACUGCUACGAACAUGCCUGAGAAUGGAGCUGAACUUUGUCAGCAGCUUAACAAUCUAAAAAUGCAUGAUGAUCUUGCUAAACAGAGUACUUUAAAUCCAAAUGCAGCUGAAUUUGUUCCAGCAUGUAAAUCAACAGUAACGUCUGUAAGUACACCACCAGAAGUUACUGCAGAAUCAUCAUAGAAGCCAUACAUUCAUUAUUUAACUGAAUAAAACACAGGCUAUAUAUAUGGCUCAUGUUUACCAUCUUCAGUAACAGUUGUAUUAACUGAAUUGCAUUAAAAGUUAAAUGACUGUCCCUACACGUACAAAGGUAUAAUGAUUGUCAAAGCAGAUAAUACAGAAUGCUGUUAUAUGAUAUUUACGAAUAAUG
Frieseomelitta varia is the source of this 820-nucleotide messenger RNA. It is a transcript of the gene Paip2, whose product is annotated as polyadenylate-binding protein-interacting protein 2. The coding region runs from base 172 to 630 and encodes 152 amino acids. The transcript has 4 exons. Gene Ontology annotation, cellular component: cytoplasm. Gene Ontology annotation, molecular function: mRNA regulatory element binding translation repressor activity. Gene Ontology annotation, biological process: negative regulation of translational initiation. NCBI's taxonomy places the organism in Eukaryota, Metazoa, Arthropoda, Insecta, Hymenoptera, Apidae. The record is from RefSeq and is a predicted model, not a curated record.